Messenger RNA from Dunckerocampus dactyliophorus (ringed pipefish), 3995 nucleotides. It is a transcript of the gene rbm12bb, whose product is annotated as RNA binding motif protein 12Bb. Bases 2157 to 3995 code for a protein of 612 amino acids. The transcript has 2 exons. Gene Ontology annotation, biological process: regulation of RNA splicing. The record is from RefSeq and is a predicted model, not a curated record. Gene Ontology annotation, cellular component: ribonucleoprotein complex; nucleoplasm. Lineage: Eukaryota; Metazoa; Chordata; Actinopteri; Syngnathiformes; Syngnathidae. Gene Ontology annotation, molecular function: RNA binding.
UUAUUUCAAAGCGAAGAAGAAAGCAGGCAGCGGGCUAGCGUGAAGACGGAGGCAAAUCGUGGACCAGCUAAACAUUUUCUAGCAUUUUUCCCUUCAUACUUUAACGAGAGUCCUCUUGUGUAAGUUAUAUUACCGGCUAAUGCGGCUAUCUUGUCAUAUUGACUCGAUUUCUAAGCCUUUGUGUCGUCGUUGUUGGGCGUACAUGAGUAACCGCAAGAUGGCCUGGUGGGCUAUGUAACUUCCUAGCUAAUAUUUUUCGUAAACCAUUUAUUAUGAACGUGACGCAUCAUUUUUGGGUGGGGUAAACCGCCGGGCUUUGUCAAGAAAAGUAAUUUCGACGCAUUGGAUAUACCUCAACUAUUUUUUGGGGUGCUCGUCUGAAAAUGGAUGGUAUGUGGACACAAAGAGGACGGUUUUUAAUGGCUCGUGGAUCUGACGUCAACUUCGCCCCCAUGUUGUUCUGGGUGAGACCGGGUGGAAAACAAAACGUGUUUUUGGGGGGAUGUAUACUUCCAGUUGAAGAGCAGAUGACAAAUCCAGUGUUGUUUUUUGGUUGUUGGGCUAGAUAGUCUCAAUAUUUGUAAGUUUUGAAGCACAAAUGGUCAGAAAUGUUGUCUGUGUUGUUGUGUGAUACCGUUGUUAAAAUAAGAGUUUACGUACUAUUGUGUUGGUAAUGGGUGCGUUGUGAUGGUUAUUCUGCUGAGCCUUUUUUGGUGCCUCUGUUGGGUGUUAUAUUUUUCUAUAUUGUAUACUAGUCUGUGAGAUAAAUGGGAAGGUAUAUGCUUUGCAAUAAAGUGCCUGUAAACAACUAGGAUUGAUUUUUUGUAUUGAACACUUGAGGAUACAAUGCUGCUGGGUGUUAAAGGGAGUGUAAGGAGUGAUGUUGUGGCAUUUACAAAAAUGCCUAAUGGUUAGCAGGUCAGCCUCAUUCGGAUUUGAAUCUCUGUUGGAACAUCUUUGUGAUAGGUGGAUAGGUACCUUUUUAUUCACCUCCAAGAGAAAGUCACAGUGUUUGGAGUCUGCAGGUUGGCAUCUGUGUGCCGGGGUUUGCAUGUAACAUGCAUGAGUCACAAUUGUACAUAUCGUAGGGCCCUAUUAAAUCCAAAUUCCGUUUUUUUUUUUUUUUUUAUUUUUCGUUUAAAUUUUGCCCUUCUACAUUUUACCAGUGUGGAGUGUGUACUUUUGUGGCAGUAAAUAAAAUGUUAAUUAAAUGCAAAAAUCCUUACAUUUAUGGAUGCAAUACAUCAUUGGUCAGUUUUGCACAGUAUUUCAGAAGCGGAUGUAGUUGGCUAACUGUUCUAAUGGGAUGCCAUCCUCUGGACGCAUUGCUACAAAAUCCUCAACAAACUGUAAUGCCCUUGCUUGUGGUUAAGGAAGAUGUAGUCACCAGUGCAAUUCCAGUUGCGUUAUUAAUGUGAGAUGAUGAUACCCAUAUUUUGUUAACACAGUGUUUUAGAAUAUUUUUAGAGGAUCGUGUUCAGUCGGCACACAGAAUGACACAGACACAUCAAGGUAUUUUAGCCUAAACAAGGGCGUAUUUAUUUAAGCAUCAACACACAAGAUAUAUGAUUGCAGCGAAAAAGCCUCUUACCUACGCCAACAGGGUGGAGAGCCAACACCCGUGGAAGAGUUCGCAUCAAUCGGCUGGGCGUUCGAUCACAACCCGCAGCAGACUCUGUCUAGGUGUUUUCGCUCACCCCUCUUUAUGCCAGUUUGUUCGUGCGAGCGUGAGAACGGGGUGGCCUGCCCCAAAACUCAGGCAUUCGCACACAGAGUUACUGUUUUUAACAAAACAGGUGCCAGGCAACCUAGUUUGGUUAUAUGAGUGUCCUGUCUUCCUCAGUACAUAACAAGCACCUGGUAGGCAAGGUCAGCAGAUAACAAUAACAAGAUACAGUGGGAAGUGAAUGUUCAGAACAACACAAACCCUUUCUCACAUUCGUAUCCUGGGAAAUGAAUGUUCAGAACAACACAAACCCAUCACCCUUUCUCACACACAGUUAGACAGGAUGUGGCGAACAGCGCUCCUAUUUUGAAGGCCGGGAAUGUGUUGCGUGUCUUGAGAAUGUCUUGACGGUUAAGACGAGCUGGGAGCAAUACUAAACGUCCUUAUUUCACUCAGAACUUGCACAAGGUGCUGUUGUUUGUGCUUCAGCAUGGCAGUCGUCAUCCGUUUACAGGGACUGAGGAUCACUGCUGGUUCUCAGGAAAUUCGCAAAUUCUUCACCGGCCUCAAAAUUCCAGACGGCGGCGUGCACAUAAUUGGCGGGGAGCGGGAAGAAGCGUUCAUUAUUUUUGCUUCGGACGAAGAUGCGAGGAGAGCCAUGACACGCUCGGGGGGUCAGAUUAGGGGAGGGCGUGUCACUUUGCUGCUCAGCAGCAAAACAGAGAUGCAGAGUCUACUUGAAAAAAGUGCAAAAAAGGUGGAGACGAAUCAGAAGAGCCACCAUGAAGACAACGGCAGGCAUGCCCGAAGAUCCAUGGAGUCUGACACAAGCCAGAGGGCAGCAACUCGACAUGAGGUCUCCCCCCCGACCCGUCAACAGAGGACCUCAAAUGACAAGUCCUUGUGUGUUUUUCUCAAAGGACUGCCGUUCACUGUGACUGAAAGAGAGGUUUCUGAGUUUUUCAGCGGUUUACGUAUCAUUGACAUGGCUCUGCUAAAAAAUCAGGCCGGCAAAAACAACGGGAUGGGUCUUGUAAAGUUUUCCAGCAAUGAGGAAGCACUGGAAGCCCUGAAGAGGGAUAGGGAAUACAUUGGUUCUCGCUACGUGGAGGUUUCUCCGUCAUCAGAAGAGGAUUGGCGGCGGACAGCUGGAAGGCAUCCCAUGGCUGCCAUUCCAGAAGAUGGCCGGUUUGAAAGACAUGGAUCACCGUUACGUGGUGAAAGGAUUUUCCAUCAUCAUACUAUGAGGUCACAUUCUCCUACAGGCCAGCAAAGGGUCUCUAGUGAGGAGUUCUGUGUUCUGGUGGAAAAUCUCUCCUUCGCAGUAGAAACAGAAGACAUAAAAAGACUCUUUCGCCAUGCAAACCUCGAGGAUGACCAGAUCUUGUUCAUGAAUGCAGAGGAUCGUAAAAGUAGGUCUGCCUUUGUCCUCUUCAAGACCCUGCGAGAGUACCGUGAGGCGACCGCCCAGGAGAAGAAAUCGUUUUUCAAUCGGUGGAUUCAUACCCGCUCCAUCUCAAGAGAAAAAAUGAUAUCUAUUCUGGAAGAGAAGAAUAUCAAUUCCAGCCGUUCUGGAAACACAAGUAGGCUUAAUGAGAGGCCUCCGUCCUUGCCCAGGGAUCCCAACAUGGAGAAGGUGUGCUUGUAUGUGCAGAAUCUUCCCUUCGAUGUGCGGAAAGUUGAGGUUAUGGACUUCUUUUAUGGGUUUAGCAUCACGGAAGAAAAUGUGCUCUUGCUGCGUGACAGUAGAGGCGCAGGGACCGGGAAGGCCUUGGUUCUCUUCCCUUCGGAGUCAGCAGCCAUGAGGGCCCUCUCCCUCAAUGGACAGCGGUAUCUUGGUGCCGAGGUUGCCCUCAAAUGCAUUUCACAGGCUCAGAUGCGGGAGUUGAGUGCUGAGCUGCCAGCGUUCCAAGGACCACAGCGAAGAUUCGAUCAGUUCCCCGGUGCUGGUGACUUCAGAAGCCCUCGGGCCGAUGAUAGGCCAAUGAAUGCAGGGCCACAAACCCACAGAGUUUAUGAUGAGUGUUACGCAGACUCAAGUGGCCCACUUGACAGAGGCAACAGUACACAUGAGCGUGAUCAUUUUGGUGGUCCAACCUGUGUAAAGCUUUUUAACUUGCCAUUCCAAAUAAGAACAGAAGAAAUUUAUGAUUUUUGCCACGGAUAUCGCAUUAUACCUGGGUCUGUAUCACUGCAGUACGACAGCAGCGGGGCAGCUAAAGGUACCGCAACCGUGGUGUUUGAGACCCGGCAGGAGGCUGUAGCAGCAAUUGAGGACCUCAACGCGCGGCCAAUAGGUGCUCGAAAGAUACAACUUAGGUUUGUGUGA